This is a messenger RNA of Symbiodinium sp. CCMP2592, 1245 nucleotides long. Lineage: Eukaryota; Dinophyceae; Suessiales; Symbiodiniaceae. The record is from the annotation of a GenBank genome assembly.
AUGGAGGUAGUACUACUCACAGUGGAGGAUGUCGUGGUACUUGUAACACUGGUGGUGCUUGUUACAGAUGUAGUUGAUGUAAGGGUAGUUGUGGAAGUCACGCUUGUCGAUGAUGUCAGCGUUGUCGACGUCGUGACCGAGGUGGUACUGCUGACGCUUGUCGAUGUUGUGCUGCUUGUAGCAGUGGUGGUGCUUGUGACAGAUGUAGUCGAUGUCAGGGUGGUUGUUGAAGAAAUGCUUGUCGAUGAUGUCUUUGUUGUCGACGUGGUGAGCGAGCUGGUGCUGCUCACACUUGUCGAUGUAGUGGUGCUUGUUACAGAUGUAGUUGACGUAAGGGUAGUUGUGGAAGUCACGCUGGUCGAUGAUGUCAGCGUUGUCGAGGUGGUGACCGAAGUAGUGCUGCUGACGCUUGUCGAUGUUGUGGUGCUUGUAACACUGGUGGUGCUUGUGAAAGAUGUACUCGAGGUAAGGGUAGUUGUAGAAGAAAUGCUGGUUGAUGAUGUCAGUGUUGUCGAUGUGGUGACCGAGGUGGUGCUUGUGAUAGAUGUGGUUGAUGUAACGGUAGUUGUAGAAGAAAUGCUGGUCGAGGAUGUCAACGUUGUCGACUUGGUGACCGACGUGGUGCUGGUCACGCUUGUUGAUGUUGUGGUGCUUGUACCAGAGGUGCUACUUGUGACCGUUGUUGUCAAGGUGGUUGUGGACGAAAUACUGGUCGAUGAUGUCACCGUUGUCGACGUGGUGACCGAAGUUGUUGAUGUUAAGGUGGUUGUGGCAGUCAUGCUGGUCGAUGACGUCAAUGUUGUGGAAGUCGUGCCACUGGUGGUACUCGUUGCAGAGGUCGUUGAUGUGACCGUAGUCGUAGAUGUCACAGUGGUCGCAGAUGUGGUUGCAGUUGUGGUACUAGUAACAGUGGUUGUGCUGGUUGCCGAAAUCGUUGACGUCAACGUUGUCGUGGACGUCACGCUGGUCAGUGUUGUGGAUGCUGUGACAGAGGUGGUGCUGCUCACUGUUGCAGUGCUGGUGGUAGUUGUCGCCGAGGUACUUGAUGUGGCUGUAGUCGUAGAUGACACACUGGUCGCGGAUGUGGUUGCAGUUGUGGUGCUAGUAACAGUGGUUGUUGCGGACGUCGUCGAUGUGAGGGUUGUCGUGGACGUCACGCUGGUCAAUGUUGUGGAUGCUGUGGAAGAGGUCGUGCUGCUCAUAGUCGCGCUGGUGGUGGUUGUCACCGUUGUAGUGGUAGCCUGA